UUCACGUCGUUGCUAGUGCAUUGAAAAACACAGACACAAACUGCACAAAUAUGGGGAAGUCAGGAUGUUUACCGCCCGGCAGCUGCCGGUGGCUCGUGCAAUUUAAGAAGUCGAUGAAUGCCAGGGUGGCGAAAUUCAAAAAUGACUUCCGGCGGAAGUUUUUUCGUGACAACAAGCAUCUGGGACAGCUGCGUGCCGACCAACUGCACAAUGAGACUGGAACCCGCGAUAUGGAAAUCACGAAAAAGACGUCAAAGACUGCAGCGGACAGUACUGUCCCUAAAAAGAAGGUCGUCAAGCAAUCAACUUACGGUUAUCAACCCUCCUUGUAUGCUGAAGAAGCAAGUUCCGAGAUUCGACGGACUCAAGUUGUAAAGAAUUCAAACGAUGAAAACAGCCGGAACUCUUCGCCACAUUGUCGCGAUUCAAGCCAGGUCACAAACAAAGCCGUUGUUCACGAACCCACUCCAACGCGUUCCAAGGAAGAAGAGCUAGAUGAAUUCGUGAAUACAGUAAUUCGCAAUUCCGUGGCCCAUCUGAUCAAGGAAGCCAGCGUUACGUACCUAAUGAAAGAGUCAGAGGAGAACUUGCUGAAGAGACAUGACAGCAAUGUGGAAACAACCGGCGAACAAGUUAUCAAGGAGACCGACACCACCAACAAAAACGUUGUCAUUGAUACCGACACCACCAACGAAAACGUUGUCAUUAAUACCGACACCACCAACGAAUGCGUGGUCAUUGAUACCGACACCACCAACGAACGUGUUGUCAUUGAUACUGACACCAACAACGAACGCGUUGUCAUUGAUACCGACACCACCAACGAACAGGUUGUGAUUGAUACCGACACCACCAACGAUAACGUUGUCAUUGAUACUAACACCACCAACGAACGCGUGGUCAUUGACACUGACACCACCAACGAACGCGUUGUCGUUGAUACCGACACCAUCAACGAAUACGUGUUCAUUGAUACCGACAACACCAACGAACAGGUGGUCAUUGAUACCGACACCACCAACGAACGCGUUGUCAUUGAUACCGACACCACCAACCAACACGUGGUCAUUGAGAGCGACACCACCAACGAACGCGUUGUCGUUGAUACCGACACCACCAACAAAUACGUUGUCAUCGAUACCGACAACACCAACCAACACGUUGUCAUUAAUAGCAACACCACCAACGAACGCGUUGUCGUUGAUACCGACACCACCAACGAAUACGUUGUCAUUGAUACCGACACCACCAACGAACGCGUGGUCAUUGAUACCGACACCACCAACGAACGCGUGGUAAUGGACACCGACAACACCAAAGAACGUGUUGUCAUUGAUAUCGACACCAUCAAAGAAUCUAACGCCAUGAACGUCAUCAAGGCGUCAUCUGAGAUCGUCCUGAAGGAACAGGUCGACAAUUACGACAUCACCUACGGACAGAUUGUCAAGGAAACCGACAGCGUUUCCGUAUCUUCAAGCGUUUUAAGUGCUUUUGCCGAGAGUGCAGUGAAGGCUAGUCUCUUUGAGCUGGACGUCGUUGACAACGUUAACCACUCCGCGAUGGUCCCAACGUCCGCCGUCAAGGCGCGCAGAUCACCAAGGACAGUGAAUGAAUUCUUAGAGAUGAUUGGAGUACCAGAUUGCCGGGACAGCUCCAGCCUUCACCUUCCCGACGUCGACAUUUAGACAUUUAAAAUAAGCCCCAGUCUCAUAUAAGCACGGUUGGCUACGGCAGUGCCGGAUCAUCACGAAUACACCAGAAUCAAGAUCCGGGACGAUCCGUGGACUGGUUGGUUUCUAAGCGUCAAAAGUUUAACCAAGAUUAUAACGUCGAUGACAACACGGCACCUAACCGGCCACACGUACAAUCACGGACAAACCCGGCAGCAUUACGCAAUCAACACGGAACACACAGAACUACACGGCAGAGACACUUAGGUUGGUUUUCGGUGAAACCAUAAUUUUACAAUCAGAUCUCGACAGUGUAACCUCGAAAAUUUUCAUUUCGAUGCGACUCUUUAUUGCUUACUAUUUUCAGUUUAUUAUUAUCACACAGCACAAAAUCUUGCUCAUUUAAGUAUCAUAGCAUGUCUUAAAUUUUGGACACGGACCCGGAUUCUUAGCUGAAGUAGGCCCGACGAUAUUCGCGUUGUUUAUUUAUUUCCUUUGUGAAUGCGUUCGAAGAUAGAUCCGACAACACAUCUAUGAGCGGGUUGUCGUUUUGCCAUUGUCCUGGUUUGACCUUGUGAUAAUUGUCCUUCUCGUCAGCAGCACUCGCAUUCUUAUGCCCAUAGCGAAGUGAAGAUUCAGGAUCAGACAGGCACACCAUUCCCUUGAUGAUGGUUUUAUGCUCUUGAACACUUGAAAACCACGGGCUGAAUUAUGGCUACCUACUUGAAACCAAAUGAAUCUGUAGCAGGUGUCGACCAAUGUCAUAUGGAUUAUGGAAUGGUAACCCUUGUAGUUGUAGUGUAAAGAUCAAUCACGCUGAUGACACUGUUUGUCGAUGUGCUUCCCGACCAAAACUCAAGCACUUGUGUGUAGCUGCUAAGGGUCACCGAAGUGCUUGGCGAUAUUCUCCCAUGCAUGUGUUCAGGACAACGAAUUAGUUCAUCAACAAACUCUAUAAGUAUCGCUUCGCAGACCUGAUGGUGAUCUUGGAGUUGAUUUUGUGAGCGAAGCCAUACAUCAGAGAGUGGUUACUGUCCCCUAAUGCUAGGUACCGCAAUGUUAUGGACAACUUAAUUCCAACUGACAGAGGAUCCACGUAGUUUGGCUGCUUUGGUUUGGAUCUGUCACCAUUUCGUGUUAGAAUCUCUUGCUAUGUCUGAUAGCCCAUGCGGAGGAAACAAAAGAAGCCAUUUACGUCUUUUUUAUUCGAUUCUUUCAUCAGCUGAGAGUAUUGUCCCAGGUCUGGUCUUUUGGUAGGCCAUUUUCUGACCCAGAUGUUUUUUUUUAUUGUGUUUACCAGUGUUGAUAAAAUCGUUUUGCGACUUAUCUAUUUCACUGUGGUAGCUUCUUUAUAGCAAUUAGGGAAAUGUUUUCGGCCAGAGCUUUUUGCAAGAUUCACGCUUCUACUAAAAAAGGUCAUGUUGUAAAAAGUAUCCUGAUUGCUAACGCCAAGCUACGACAGAGCUAUAGAGGUCGCGAAACAGAUUGUAUCAACACUGGUGAAUAGAAUACAGCAGAAUACCAUCUGGGUCAGAACAUUGCUCGCUUGAAGUCCAGACCUGGGUCAAAAAGCUCCGUUGAUUAACGAUAAUAAGAAAGAAGACGCUAACAGCUUCUUUAAUUUCCUGCGCAUGGCCUAUCAGAUAUACUAAUACAUUCUGACACGCAUUCGAGACAGAAUCAAGCUGAAGAAGUCCAAGUACGAGAAGCCCCUGUCAGCUGGCAUUAAAUUGGCAAUAACAUAAGGGUACUUAGCAUUAGGGGACAGUAACCACUCUGAUGAACGGCCUCGUAUACAACACCAACUCCAAGAUCAUCAGCAGAUCUGCGAUGCGAUACUUAUAGAGUUUGUUGAUGAACUAGUUCGCUGUCCUGAAAACAUGAAUGGGAGAACAUCGCAAAGCAGUUCGGCAACCCUUAGCAUCUACAAAACUGUGUCUGUGUUUUGGUCGGAAAGCACAUCGACAUACAGUGUUCUCAGCGUGAUUGAUCCUUGCUCUACAACUACAAGGGUUAACAUUCCAUAAUCCAUAUGACAUUGGUCGACACCUGCUACAGAUUCAUUUGGUUUCAAGUAGGUAGCCAUAAUUCAGCCCGUGGUCCAUAUGAACUUGGUUGACACCUGCAACAUAUUCAUUUGGGCUGAAGUAGGCAGCAAUAGAUCGACGGCCUGUCAUGCUCAAGUGUUCAACAAAAGUUGAACUAAAGGAAACCAUCGACAUAGGCGUGUUGUGUCCACAUGAUCCUUAAUCUAUACCUAAGGACGACGCAUCAAUGCCAAUCUACUUUUCAGCAGAUGAAACUCUCUGUCCUGGCAGGACGACAUGAUGUUAACAUUGUGAUUAAACAAAAUAGUCAAUUGUUAACAAUAAAAUGUGGAUUAAUAUUUUACGAAAUUAAAAAAGUUAACAUCAUUUGAAAAUAAUAUUUGACAGAUUAUGUUAUUUGUGAUAAUAAUAAACAUGAAAUGGUAUGUCAUAAUGUCAUAUCGAUUAAAAACUAGCAUUCAUUAUUAAGCGUUAGGAAUCUGCUUGAAAUCAUCGUAAAUCAACUUUAUUUUAUACAAGUAAUUGUCCCGCCGGGGCAGACGUGAUUUUUCCGUAUUGCUGCCAUGUUUGUCCGCGUCAUUGUCGUAAAAGUCCGGGAUGGUACGUGUACAUAACGUGUUUACCCGUGACACUCCGUGUCUAUGCCGUGUUGGUCCGUAAUAGAACGUACCUCUGCCGGAACAGUCCGUGUUGCCGCUGUGUUUGUUGGGUGAAGCUUCCGUGUUGGUAGGGACUGGUCCUUGUGAAUCUGGUGUUGUCACCGGAAUGAUGAUCUUUGGAAGAGCGUCGACGCUAAAACAUUAAAAAGUCAACGGAUUUUAUAGGAUCUUGAUCCGGGCAAUCAGAGACGAUCUGGGACUGCCGUAGUCAUCUGUGUGUAUAUGGGACUAGGCUUAUAUGGGCUUUACAAAUUAAGAAAAUUUAAAAAUGUCAAUAUUAUUUUAAAAUCUUAAUGAAUAAAGAAAUAAAUGCUGAUGAAUGUA
Molecule: messenger RNA, 4701 nt
Organism: Dreissena polymorpha
Lineage: Eukaryota; Metazoa; Mollusca; Bivalvia; Myida; Dreissenidae
Product: GRIP and coiled-coil domain-containing protein-like
Exons: 6
Coding region: 51-1685 (544 amino acids)
Source: RefSeq, a predicted model, not a curated record